CAGCUGUAGCCAGCGCCCAGCGCCAGCACUCAGCCUGCAGCCAGUGUGUUGUUUGAAGUCGUAGGUUGAGGUGUACGUCAUAGAGAAUGUGACCGGUGAGAAAAUGGAAUCUGGCAACGAUAGUGAGUUCGAAGAAGCUUUUGAUGAAGCAGUUGGUGAAAUUGUUAUGAUUCUAAGUGAGGAGUUGAGAGAAAUUGCCAACCAAGAUAGAGUGUGGGUGAAAGACUGGGCAGGACGAAGAGAUAACGCCCGAGCAUCAACCACUUCCUUUCUUGAACAGUCGACGGAAGAUAUUCCGGCAUAUGAGAAACACUUGAGAAUAUCUACCGAACAAUUUAAUGAGCUUUUGAACAUAAUUGAGCCACAAAUAACGAAGAAAGAUACUAUUAUGAGAAAUGCAAUAACUCCCAAAGAGAAACUAGAGGUCACGUUGCGGUAUUUGGCUACUGGUGAUAGUUUUCAGUUCCUAGCUUUAUUGUUUUGCGUUUCAGCCGCCGCAAUUUCUAAAUUUAUUCCUGAAGUUCUGCUAGCAAUCAUAAAUGGAUUGCAACACUACCUAAAGGUUCCCAAAACUGUAGAUGAGUGGAGACAAGUACAAAAAAGCUUCGAAAUGACAUGGAAUUUCCCGAAUUGCUGCGGUGCACUGGACGGUAGGCACAUCGCCCUCAGACGCCCGCCCGAUGGUCGCGCAGAACUUUUCAAAUACAGAGGGCGCUACAGUGUUGUACUGCUGGCUUUGGUUGACGCAGACAGUAAGUUCCUCUAUGUAGAAGUGGACACAAACGGGCGUGCUGAUGACAUGUGCGUGUUCCGAUCGUCUUCUCUGAAAACUGCUAUUAAAAACAACAGCCUCAACUUGCCUCCUGACCACGUCAUUAUAGCAGAUAACACGUUUCCCUUGACAACGAGUAUAAUGAAGCCAUUCUCAAAACGAGACUUCUCCGCAGUGGAGCGAAUUUUCAACUACCGCUUAUCAAGAGCUCGAAGAGUUGUGGAUAACGCGUUCGGCAUAUUGGCAGCUAGAUUUGAAGUAUUUCGAAAGGAAAUCGAACUUGAUGUAUCAACAACUGAUUUGAUAGUGCGAGCUGCAUGCACUAUUCACAACUGGCUGUGUACAGUAUCGCCAGAAACGUAUCUUGGGAAGGGAUGGGCCGACUUUGAAGACGCGGAAACAGGAGAGAUACAUCCGGGCCUUUGGCGCGAAACUGCAGUCGAGCUGCCGCCGCUGCGGACUAGCCGCGCAGUUUGUCCCUACACCAAGGAAGCUGCUAAAAAAAGGAAUAGUAUAGCGACUUACUUCAGCGAGGAAGGACAAGUUCCUUUCCAAAUGAGGGCAAUUGAAAUGUAAACAUCGUGGAAAAUAAUGCGUCACAACAAUUUUUGGUGUUUGCUAUGUUAUGUCUGACUGUUAAGGUACAUCCUUUCAGCAGCAGCAAGAAUAGUAUUUAGUUUUGAUUAUAAAUACGUUCAGCGUGUAAUACCGUUUGUUAUAGAAUUCUAUUAGCGUAAAUAAGUAACUCCAGUCAUAUUAAAUUUAAGCCAUGUAUAGGUACCAGCGUAAAACCCUGACGAGUAAGAUUUUCUAAAAUUUUGCGAUAAACGUAAUGGACAUGUAAUCUGCGUAACCAGAUUGUCGUGCGAAAAUAUCGCGCUCUCGUAAGCCUAACUCCCAGGAUAUCGACAUUUUUAAUCGGUUAGGAAUUGGCAGUGAUUGAUUGUAUGAAGCAGGCAAUUUCUGAUCGAAGCAUUUAGGUAGUGCGCACAAUAAACGAAAUGAUUCAUUGCAGUCCUUCAGCUUGGAAGUUGUCUUCCUAUUAUUGCAUGUCAAAUGUUUGAGUUAAUUUUAUUUGGGAUUUAUGUGAACUUCCUCUAUUUCAAUGUAUGAGAAUAUGCAUUCAAAAAUUCAUCUUAUGGAAGUUGUACCUGACUAUACUAAAAAAAAAACAGUAAUGAAGUCACGAGA
Hyalella azteca is the source of this 1963-nucleotide messenger RNA. RefSeq names its product protein ANTAGONIST OF LIKE HETEROCHROMATIN PROTEIN 1. The transcript is spliced from 2 exons. The coding region runs from base 104 to 1348 and encodes 414 amino acids. NCBI's taxonomy places the organism in Eukaryota, Metazoa, Arthropoda, Malacostraca, Amphipoda, Hyalellidae. The record is from RefSeq and is a predicted model, not a curated record.